Messenger RNA from Postia placenta MAD-698-R-SB12, 498 nucleotides. RefSeq lists its product as hypothetical. NCBI's taxonomy places the organism in Eukaryota, Fungi, Basidiomycota, Agaricomycetes, Polyporales, Adustoporiaceae. The record is from RefSeq and is a predicted model, not a curated record. The transcript has 4 exons. The annotation marks the transcript as partial.
AUGAACUUCGCCGCUGCCGUUGUCCUAAGUGGUCUUCUGACCGUCGUGUCCGCGCAUUUCCACUUGCAGUACCCGGGGCCGCGAGGGCCGUUUAACAUGCCCAACGAGCUCACGUUCUGCGACAACUACGCUGACGCUACGGCGAACCGUACCGAGUUCCCCCUCAGCGGCGGUUAUUACUCGCUGCUUUCGGAACACCCGCUGUGGAUCCUCGGGGUGCUGAUCUCGACCGCGCCGAAUCCGGACAACUUCGCCAACUUCUCGACCGCGAGCGGGCAGCAGCAGCUCGUCGUGCAGUACUUCGAGACGUCCGGCGAGGGCUCCUUCUGCGCGCCCAUCGACAUCAGCGCGGCCGGCAUCGCCGGGGUGAAGAACGGCGUGAACGCGACGCUGCAGUUCGUGUUUGAUGGCGGCGACGGCGAGCUGUACCAGUGCGCGGACGUCACUCUCGUGGAGGGAUACACCGUCCCGUCGGACAUCUCGUGCACGAACGCGACG